GGCGCGGCCGCGGCGGGCGCGGCUGGAUUGGCUGGGCCUGGCCGAGGCGGCGGAGGAGAGGGUGCGCAAGCUGUUCGACAGCCCCGGGGGGGAGGACUUCGCGGGCGUGCGGCGGGAGCUCGAGAGGAUCGAGGAGGAGGAGCGCGGCGGCGGCCUGUCGCCAGAGGCAGUGGCCGCACGGCGCCGCCAGCUGGACGCGGAGCACGCGGCACUGAGCUGGCGGGAGGCACUGAUCCAGGAGAUCCGGGAUGCGGAGCUCGAGGCGCCUGGCCUUCCCGCGCCCGACGCCGAUUUCAACGAGCUCGCCGACAAGAUGAACAGACAGUUCAGGUACCGUCGGCCCAGGGAUGCGUGGUCAGUUGACGCCCUCCGAUCUUCCGAGAUUGGUUCCUCCGGGAGCUGGCCGAGAGCACGGCCGCGGCGUGCGCCGAGCGGGCCAGCGGCGCGGACGUGUGCUCUCCGGUCGAGGGGCAGGUCUGCAGGAGCGUCCUGA
This is a messenger RNA of Prorocentrum cordatum, 493 nucleotides long. NCBI's taxonomy places the organism in Eukaryota, Dinophyceae, Prorocentrales, Prorocentraceae. The record is from the annotation of a GenBank genome assembly.